Molecule: messenger RNA, 1374 nt
Organism: Lottia gigantea (owl limpet)
Lineage: Eukaryota; Metazoa; Mollusca; Gastropoda; Lottiidae
Exons: 6
Coding region: 1-1374 (457 amino acids)
Biological process (GO): ubiquitin-dependent protein catabolic process
Cellular component (GO): cytoskeleton
Molecular function (GO): ubiquitin-protein transferase activity
Source: RefSeq, a predicted model, not a curated record
AUGUUGUUUCAUGUUUCUCUACCAAAUUCACUUAUAUUGGGCGUAGAAGUAGAUCCGAAAGCUAAUGGCCAAGAGUGCCUAGACAAGAUAUGUGAGCAGCUAGAUAUUAUAGAAGUUGAUUAUUUUGGUUUGAUGUAUAAAGGUUCCAAGAGUGAAAACUUAUGGUUAAAUUUACGCAAUAGAAUAGAUGAUCAGCUAUCUGGACCUCCACCACAUCAACUACAAAUAAAAGUCAAAUUUUUUGUCAAGCCACACUAUAUUCUGCAAGAAUCCACAAGGCAUUUAUUUUAUCUUCAAGUGAAACAAGAAUUACACAAUCAUGUUUUAACAGUUGAAGAUGAGAAUAAAGCUUUAAAUAUGAUCGCUUUGAUAGCUCAGGCAGAAUUUGGUGAUCAGAAUCAUAAUUUUUAUCAAUUGAAUAAAUAUAAAGAUGUUUUUAAAGGACUUUGUGAGUUUACUGCCGACAAUGUACAUAAAGUGUUUGAAUGUCAUACAGGAUUAUGUGGAACCACAGCUGCCAAUGCUGAAUAUAAACUAUUACAAGAGGCUUCUGAACUAGACAAUUAUGGCAUGGAAACACAUAUUGCUCGCAAUGGAAAUUAUGAAGAAAUUGAAAUUGGUGUCGGUCCAACAGGAUUUUUUGUGCACAAUUUGGCUCAUCAUACUACUCAAAUGGUGGCCUAUCCUUUAAUACAGAUGGCAACCUAUAUGGAUAAAUCAGUGGUUCUGAAAAUUUAUGACACUGAUGGAGAACCUAAAAACACGAUGGGUUUUAGACUAGUCAGUAAGAAAGCUGCUAAUGCCUUAUAUAGAAGUGUAACAGAAAUGCACUCCUUCUUCCGCUGUGAUACUGUUAGAAAUGAUGUCUCCACCCAGUUCAGUAGAGAUUUGAAAGGAACAUUGGCUUCUUUAUUUAAUGAAAAUACAGAUCUGGGUAAAAAAUAUGUUUUUGAUAUAAGAAGAACAUGUAGGGAAGCAUAUGAUCAUGCCAGAAGAAAGUUACAUACUAAUUCACAAAUGGCGUCCACUAAUAAUACAGUAGAAGAGAGGUCUCCAUUACAAGUUCAUACUGUAAAUAAUGAAUUGCAGUUAAAUACACAUACUAAACUAGAAGAAAUAGAGAUGCUGAAAUCUAAGCUCCAGUGUAUUGAAGAAGGGUUUACAUGUUUGGUAUGUAGAGACAAUUCCAUUCAAACAGCUCUGUGUCCUUGUGGUCAUGUGAUAUGUUGCCAGAGUUGUGCUGAACAGUUAACAGAGUGUCCCAUGUGUCGCAGCCAGAUAGACAAAAUACAGCGUGUGUUUAUACCUGGAAUACAAGGAACAGAUUCUCAACGUAUUGACAUUGCCUGUGCUGUUACAAGUAGUGAAACAUGA